Columba livia (rock pigeon) is the source of this 2164-nucleotide messenger RNA. RefSeq names its product uracil DNA glycosylase (gene UNG). Gene Ontology annotation, molecular function: uracil DNA N-glycosylase activity. Gene Ontology annotation, biological process: base-excision repair; base-excision repair, AP site formation via deaminated base removal. The transcript is spliced from 7 exons. Gene Ontology annotation, cellular component: nucleus; mitochondrion. The coding region runs from base 139 to 1032 and encodes 297 amino acids. The record is from RefSeq and is a predicted model, not a curated record. Lineage: Eukaryota; Metazoa; Chordata; Aves; Columbiformes; Columbidae.
CCUCCAGGCCCCGCCUUCCGCGCACGCGCGCGCUUUUGGCGCCAAGUCCGCGUCCCGUGCACCGGGUCGCGUGGCGCCGCUGCCGUCUCUCAGCGCUGCCCCUCGCCCGCUCCGCUGCCGCCUCCUCUCACCGCCGCCAUGAUCGGGCAGAAGACGCUGCACUCCUUCUUCAGCGCCGCGCCGCCGAAGAAGCGCGGCCGCUCCCCGGAGCCGGUUAGCGAUGCUGAGGUCAGUGCCGCGAAGAAGGCGAAGGCAGCGGGAGAUGAGGCGGGAAAGGCCUCGCCGCUCAGCGCGGAGCAGCAGGAAAGGAUCCGCAAGAACAAGGAGGCGGCGCUGCAGCGGCUGGCGGAGCGGAACGUGCCCCCGGGCUUCGGGGAGAGCUGGCGGCGGCAGCUGGCCGGGGAGUUCUCUAAGCCCUACUUCAUGGAGCUGAUGGCGUUUGUGGCAGAAGAGAGGAAACGCUACACAGUCUAUCCGCCCCCCGACCAAGUCUUCACCUGGACGCAGAUGUGCGACAUCAGGGAUGUAAAAGUUGUCAUUUUGGGACAAGAUCCGUAUCAUGGACCUAAUCAAGCUCAUGGGCUCUGCUUCAGUGUCCAGAAACCUGUUCCACCUCCCCCAAGUUUAGAAAAUAUUUAUAAAGAACUGUCUACGGAUAUCGAGGACUUCACUCAUCCUGGUCACGGGGAUCUGACUGGCUGGGCCAAGCAAGGAGUGCUCCUGCUCAACGCCGUCCUCACGGUGCGAGCUCACCAGGCCACCUCGCACAAGGAGAGGGGCUGGGAGCAGUUCACGGACGUGGUGGUGUCCUGGCUCAACAAGAACUUGCAGGGGGUUGUCUUCAUGCUGUGGGGAGCCUACGCCCAGAAGAAAGGCAGCUCCAUUGACAGGAAACGCCACCACGUCCUGCAGACGGUGCAUCCCUCACCUCUCUCCGUCAACAGAGGGUUUUUCGGCUGUCGGCAUUUCUCGAAGACGAACGAAUUGCUCAAGAAAUCUGGCAAGAAGCCCAUUGACUGGAGCGCGCUCUGAGCUGCGCGCGGAGGCUGGUGGGGUCUGAUGGUUGGAAACAGCCCCUGGUUCAGGGGUUGUCUCGUUUCUGAAAAACUUUUGCUGCCCUGAGGAUUAAUCCUUGGAUGUUGAUCAAGGAACAGAAGACCAAACUUUCAGAGAUGUUAUAUUUCUUUUUUUAAAAUGCUUUUAAAGAGCAGACUGGAGGGUUACAUGGACAACUGCUCUGCUGUUUGAACAGGUCUCAGCCUAGUUUGAAGGAAAGAAAAAAAACCAGAGUUUUGUGUUGUGUUGUUGUAAUGGGAAUGUAUGUUCAGGCUCUUGUGAAGGGAUGUCAGUUCUUAGAGGUGAAGCUGUUGUAAAUACCCUGGUGUGCCUCCCCCCAUUCCUUUGUUUCCUGCUGUGCAAAUCUAUAUUUCUUACUUGGCGGUGGGGAGCUGACUCCAUGGGAGAAAAGGCAAAUGCUUUUGUUUUUAGCUUUUUGCUACAGAUUACGAGAGAUUAUUAGAAAUACAGACUGUUUGUACUGUAAAGACCGUACACUGUCAGAAGUGUUACUUGGUGUAUGUGUACUCUUGAGAUUUUGGGGUUAAUCCCCCCCAGCAGUCGAGGGGAGACAGUGACAGAGCUGGUCAUGCUCUGAGCUUUUUGUUGGUGUUUAGAGAGGACAAUCCUAAAUUGUUAGGUUCUUCCUUGCUGUGUUAAUCACUUGGAUGGCCAUGAACUUUGUGGUACCUGCCCAUGGCAGCAGCGAAGGUUUGUUCAUCAGGAUCUGCCAGCGGAUGAGCUGGUGGUUUAAGAUCUUUUAAGGUCUUUAACCAGAGGGAUUUUUUUGCUUUGCCUUCAUGGCAGCAAGUCCAGGUUUGUAGCCACUGUUGGGACUUCCAGGCUGAAGACAAGGUUGGACUUCACCUUUCCGGGUUUCCAGCCCAACUUUGUAAUUCCUUUAAUGGAAGUGAAGUGCCUUUGGAAAUUGUGUUUGUAGAAUACCCUUGUAAAACCUCCCUUCGAUGUUUACUCUGAUGGGUAACACUAGUACAAGUGAAGUUUACGCUUCCUCUGGCUGUGUUAUACUUCUUGUUUGGUUUUGUGUUGCUUUGUUUCUUUCCCACAGUUUGUUUGUUUGUUUUUUAAAUAAAAAUGACCUUGUUUA